AGAGAACAACAACUCCUGGACCGAAUGAAUUCAUUAGAAAACAGUGAAUCCAAAAUUCAGGACCUCAGAAAGACCAUCUCUGGGGACUUCAAACAAAAGAUGGCCAUAUUAAAAAACAAAAUGGAGCAAACAAUUCAAUUAGGCUCUGACUUGGACGAAACGGUCAAAUCCAUUGAAGAACUGAAACGAAACAUGUCUCUUUACAGAGAGGACUUCCAAAUUCAAAAGGAAGCCCUAAAGAAUGCUAUGUCAGAUGUGAUCAAACAGAGGGAUGGAGUGGAAACAGAAAAGACAAAUAUGUUUGACAUGGAGAGAAGAGAUCUUGAUAAACUCAGAGAAGAACUGACCCAAGAGAGACAAGAUCUGGACAGAGCAAUCAACGCAAUGAAGGAAGAAAAAUUGUACUUGGAACACAUGAAGUCUGAAAGCAAGAAACUUGGGGAAGUCAUGAAGCUAGCCGAGAAUGAUUUGACGACGGAAAAGGACAAGAUGGAUAAUGCAAACAUUGAGCUUCAGCGGAAGACUGAAGCUGCCAACACGUUGAUGGAGGACAUGCAAAGAGAGAGAUUAGAACUUCAGCAACUCAAGGUACAUGUUGACUCCCAAAGAAAAAGACUUGACGUUGUCUUGGACUCAGUCGUCACACAACAAUCCGAAAGAGCCAGCAAGGAAGAAGAAAUCCAAAGACAAGCAGAAGAACUUGAAAUCAGACUGAAACAGGUUCAGACAGAAAGAGAAGAGCUCAAUGCUGUGAAUGACAGGACCAACAAAAUGAAAGAAGAGGUUGACGCUGCCAUGAUGGACCUUCUUCGUGAAAAGGAAGAAGUCAAUCAAAUGAGGGUAGCCAUAGAAAAUGAGAGAGAAAGGAGUCAAACGGAAAAGGAUAGAAUUGAAAGUGAAAAAUCUGAGUUGAAAGUAAGAGAACAACAACUCCUGGACCGAAUGAAGUCAUUAGAAAACAGUGAAUCCAAAAUUCAGGACCUCAGAAAGACCAUCUCUGGGGACUUCAAACAAAAGAUGGCCAUAUUAAAAAACAAAAUGGAGCAAACAAUUCAAUUAGGCUCUGACUUGGAGGAAACGGUCAAAUCCAUUGAAGAACUGAAGCAAAACAUGACUCUUUACAGUGAGGACUUCCAAAUUCAAAAGGAAGCCCUAAAGAAUGCUAUGUCAGAUGUGAUCAAACAGAGGGAUGGAGUGGAAACAGAAAAGACAAAUAUGUUUGACAUGGAGAGAAGAGAUCUUGAUAAACUCAGAGAAGAACUGACCCAAGAGAGACAAGAUCUGGACAGAGCAAUCAACGCAAUGAAGGAAGAAAAAUUGUACUUGGAACACAUGAAGUCUGAAAGCAAGAAACUUGGGGAAGUCAUGAAGCUAGCCGAGAAUGAUUUGACGACGGAAAAGGACAAGAUGGAUAAUGCAAACAUUGAGCUUCAGCGGAAGACUGAAGCUGCCAACACGUUGAUGGAGGACAUGCAAAGAGAGAGAUUAGAACUUCAGCAACUCAAGGUACAUGUUGACUCCCAAAGAAAAAGACUUGACGUUGUCUUGGACUCAGUCGUCACACAACAAUCCGAAAGAGCCAGCAAGGAAGAAGAAAUCCAAAGACAAGCAGAAGAACUUGAAAUCAGACUGAAACAGGUUCAGACAGAAAGAGAAGAGCUCAAUGCUGUGAAUGACAGGACCAACAAAAUGAAAGAAGAGGUUGACGCUGCCAUGAUGGACCUUCUUCGUGAAAAGGAAGAAGUCAAUCAAAUGAGGGUAGCCGUAGAAAAUGAGAGAGAAAGGAGUCAAACGGAAAAGGAUAGAAUUGAAAGUAAAAAAUCUGAGUUGAAAGUAAGAGAACAACAACUCCUGGACCGAAUGAAUUCAUUAGAAAACAGUGAAUCCAAAAUUCAGGACCUCAGAAAGACCAUCUCUGGGGACUUCAAACAAAAGAUGGCCAUAUUAAAAAACAAAAUGGAGCAAACAAUUCAAUUAGGCUCUGACUUGGACGAAACGGUCAAAUCCAUUGAAGAACUGAAGCAAAACAUGACUCUUUACAGUGAGGACUUCCAAAUUCAAAAGGAAGCCCUAAAGAAUGCUAUGUCAGAUGUGAUCAAACAGAGGGAUGGAGUGGAAACAGAAAAGACAAAUAUGUUUGACAUGGAGAGAAGAGAUCUUGAUAAACUCAGAGAAGAACUGACCCAAGAGAGACAAGAUCUGGACAGAGCAAUCAACGCAAUGAAGGAAGAAAAAUUGUACUUGGAACACAUGAAGUCUGAAAGCAAGAAACUUGGGGAAGUCAUGAAGCUAGCCGAGAAUGAUUUGACGACGGAAAAGGACAAGAUGGAUAAUGCAAACAUUGAGCUUCAGCGGAAGACUGAAGCUGCCAACACGUUGAUGGAGGACAUGCAAAGAGAGAGAUUAGAACUUCAGCAACUCAAGGUACAUGUUGACUCCCAAAGAAAAAGACUUGACGUUGUCUUGGACUCAGUCGUCACACAACAAUCCGAAAGAGCCAGCAAGGAAGAAGAAAUCCAAAGACAAGCAGAAGAACUUGAAAUCAGACUGAAACAGGUUCAGACAGAAAGAGAAGAGCUCAAUGCUGUGAAUGACAGGACCAACAAAAUGAAAGAAGAGGUUGACGCUGCCAUGAUGGACCUUCUUCGUGAAAAGGAAGAAGUCAAUCAAAUGAGGGUAGCCAUAGAAAAUGAGAGACAAAGGACUCAAACUGAAAAGGAUAGAAUUGAAAGUGAAAAAUCUGAGUUGAAAGUAAGAGAACAACAACUCCUGGACCGAAUGAAGUCAUUAGAAAACAGUGAAUCCAAAAUUCAGGACCUCAGUAAGACCAUCUCUGGGGACUUCAAACAAAAGAUGGCCAUAUUAAAAAACAAAAUGGAGCAAACAAUUCAAUUAGGCUCUGACUUGGACGAAACGGUCAAAUCCAUUGAAGAACUGAAGCAAAACAUGACUCUUUACAGUGAGGACUUCCAAAUUCAAAAGGAAGCCCUAAAGAAUGCUAUGUCAGAUGUGAUCAAACAGAGGGAUGGAGUGGAAACAGAAAAGACAAAUAUGUUUGACAUGGAGAGAAGAGAUCUUGAUAAACUCAGAGAAGAACUGACCCAAGAGAGACAAGAUCUGGACAGAGCAAUCAACGCAAUGAAGGAAGAAAAAUUGUACUUGGAACACAUGAAGUCUGAAAGCAAGAAACUUGGGGAAGUCAUGAAGCAAGCCGAGAAUGAUUUGACGACGGAAAAGGACAAGAUGGAUAAUGCAAACAUUGAGCUUCAGCGGAAGACUGAAGCUGCCAACACUUUGAUGGAGGACAUGCAAAGAGAGAGAUUAGAACUUCAGCAACUCAAGGUACAUGUUGACUCCCAAAGAAAAAGACUUGACGUUGUCUUGGACUCAGUCAUCACACAACAAUCCGAAAGAGCCAGCAAGGAGGAAGAAAUCCAAAGACAAGCAGAAGAACUUGAAAUCAGACUGAAACAGGUUCAGACAGAAAGAGAAGAGCUCAAUGCUGUGAAUGACAGGACCAACAAAAUGAAAGAAGAGGUUGACGCUGCCAUGAUGGACCUUCUUCGUGAAAAGGAAGAAGUCAAUCAAAUGAGGGUAGCCGUAGAAAAUGAGAGAGAAAGGAGUCAAACGGAAAAGGAUAGAAUUGAAAGUAAAAAAUCUGAGUUGAAAGUAAGAGAACAACAACUCCUGGACCGAAUGAAUUCAUUAGAAAACAGUGAAUCCAAAAUUCAGGACCUCAGAAAGACCAUCUCUGGGGACUUCAAACAAAAGAUGGCCAUAUUAAAAAACAAAAUGGAGCAAACAAUUCAAUUAGGCUCUGACUUGGAGGAAACGGUCAAAUCCAUUGAAGAACUGAAACGAAACAUAUCUCUUUACAGAGAGGACUUCCAAAUUCAAAAGGAAGCCCUAAAGAAUGCUAUGUCAGAUGUGAUCAAAGAGAGGGAUGGAGUGGAAACAGAAAAGACAAAUAUGUUUGACAUGGAGAGAAGAGAUCUUGAUAAACUCAGAGAAGAACUGACCCAAGAGAGACAAGAUCUGGACAGAGCAAUCAACGCAAUGAAGGAAGAAAAAUUGUACUUGGAACACAUGAAGUCUGAAAGCAAGAAACUUGGGGAAGUCAUGAAGCUAGCCGAGAAUGAUUUGACGACGGAAAAGGACAAGAUGGAUAAUGCAAACAUUGAGCUUCAGAGGAAGACUGAAGCUGCCAACACGUUGAUGGAGGACAUGCAAAGAGAGAGAUUAGAACUUCAGCAACUCAAGGUACAUGUUGACUCCCAAAGAAAAAGACUUGACGUUGUCUUGGACUCAGUCGUCACACAACAAUCCGAAAGAGCCAGCAAAGAAGAAGAAAUCCAAAGACAAGCAGAAGAACUUGAAAUCAGACUGAAACAGGUUCAGACAGAAAGAGAAGAGCUCAAUGCUGUGAAUGACAGGACCAACAAAAUGAAAGAUGAGGUUGACGCUGCCAUGAUGGACCUUCUUCGUGAAAAGGAAGAAGUCAAUCAAAUGAGGGUAGCCGUAGAAAAUGAGAGAGAAAGGAGUCAAACGGAAAAGGAUAGAAUUGAAAGUAAAAAAUCUGAGUUGAAAGUAAGAGAACAACAACUCCUGGACCGAAUGUAUUCAUUAGAAAACAGUGAAUCCAAAAUUCAGGACCUCAGAAAGACCAUCUCUGGGGACUUCAAAGAAAAGAUGGCCAUAUUAAAAAACAAAAUGGAGCAAACAAUUCAAUUAGGCUCUGACUUAGAGGAAACGGUCAAAUCCAUUGAAGAACUGAAACGAAACAUGUCUCUUUACAGAGAGGACUUCCAAAUUCAAAAGGAAGCCCUAAAGAAUGCUAUGUCAGAUGUGAUCAAAGAGAGGGAUGGAAUGGAAACAGAAAAGACAAAUAUGUUUAACAUGGAGAGAAGAGAUCUUGAUAAACUCAGAGAAGAACUGACCCAAGAGAGACAAGAUCUGGACAGAGCAAUCAACGCAAUGAAGGAAGAAAAAUUGUACUUGGAACACAUGAAGUCUGAAAGCAAGAAACUUGGGGAAGUCAUGAAGCUAGCCGAGAAUGAUUUGACGACGGAAAAGGACAAGAUGGAUAAUGCAAACAUUGAGCUUCAGAGGAAGACUGAAGCUGCCAACACGUUGAUGGAGGACAUGCAAAGAGAGAGAUUAGAACUUCAGCAACUCAAGGUACAUGUUGACUCCCAAAGAAAAAGACUUGACGUUGUCUUGGACUCAGUCGUCACACAACAAUCCGAAAGAGCCAACAAAGAAGAAGAAAUCCAAAGACAAGCAGAAGAACUUGAAAUCAGACUGAAACAGGUUCAGACAGAAAGAGAAGAGCUCAAUGCUGUGAAUGACAGGACCAACAAAAUGAAAGAAAAGGUUGACGCUGCCAUGAUGGACCUUCUUCGUGAAAAGGAAGAAGUCAAUCAAAUGAGGGUAGCCAUAGAAAAUGAGAGACAAAGGACUCAAACUGAAAAGGAUAGAAUUGAAAGUGAAAAAUCUGAGUUGAAAGUAAGAGAACAACAACUCCUGGACCGAAUGAAGUCAUUAGAAAACAGUGAAUCCAAAAUUCAGGACCUCAGUAAGACCAUCUCUGGGGACUUCAAAGAAAAGAUGGCCAUAUUAAAAAACAAAAUGGAGCAAACAAUUCAAUUAGGCUCUGACUUGGAGGAAACGGUCAAAUCCAUUGAAGAACUGAAGCAAAACAUGACUCUUUACAGUGAGGACUUCCAAAUUCAAAAGGAAGCCCUAAAGAAUGCUAUGUCAGAUGUGAUCAAACAGAGGGAUGGAGUGGAAACAGAAAAGACAAAUAUGUUUGACAUGGAGAGAAGAGAUCUUGAUAAACUCAGAGAAGAACUGACCCAAGAGAGACAAGAUCUGGACAGAGCAAUCAACGCAAUGAAGGAAGAAAAAUUGUACUUGGAACACAUGAAGUCUGAAAGCAAGAAACUUGGGGAAGUCAUGAAGCAAGCCGAGAAUGAUUUGACGACGGAAAAGGACAAGAUGGAUAAUGCAAACAUUGAGCUUCAGCGGAAGACUGAAGCUGCCAACACUUUGAUGGAGGACAUGCAAAGAGAGACAUUAGAACUUCAGCAACUCAAGGUACAUGUUGACUCCCAAAGAAAAAGACUUGACGUUGUCUUGGACUCAGUCAUCACACAACAAUCCGAAAGAGCCAGCAAGGAGGAAGAAAUCCAAAGACAAGCAGAAGAACUUGAAAUCAGACUGAAACAGGUUCAGACAGAAAGAGAAGAGCUCAAUGCUGUGAAUGACAGGACCAACAAAAUGAAAGAAGAGGUUGACGCUGCCAUGAUGGACCUUCUUCGUGAAAAGGAAGAAGUCAAUCAAAUGAGGGUAGCCGUAGAAAAUGAGAGAGAAAGGAGUCAAACGGAAAAGGAUAGAAUUGAAAGUAAAAAAUCUGAGUUGAAAGUAAGAGAACAACAACUCCUGGACCGAAUGAAUUCAUUAGAAAACAGUGAAUCCAAAAUUCAGGACCUCAGAAAGACCAUCUCUGGGGACUUCAAACAAAAGAUGGCCAUAUUAAAAAACAAAAUGGAGCAAACAAUUCAAUUAGGCUCUGACUUGGAGGAAACGGUCAAAUCCAUUGAAGAACUGAAACGAAACAUGUCUCUUUACAGAGAGGACUUCCAAAUUCAAAAGGAAGCCCUAAAGAAUGCUAUGUCAGAUGUGAUCAAAGAGAGGGAUGGAGUGGAAACAGAAAAGACAAAUAUGUUUGACAUGGAGAGAAGAGAUCUUGAUAAACUCAGAGAAAAACUGACCCAAGAGAGACAAGAUCUGGACAGAGCAAUCAACGCAAUGAAGGGAGACGAUUAUGAGUUUUUCGUUUCAACAGAGCAGAAUGAACUGCAAUUUAAGGUAAUUUUAGAGGAGUAUGAACUCAAGAAGCUGUUUGAAUCAUUGUAUAUCUUCAUGAGAAAGCUUAAACAUUAUAACUCAAUGACCUUUGAUUUAAUCUCAGCAAAGUUUGACUGGUUACUACAGAUUAACAGACAAAAUGUUGAUACUUUGUCUGUAUAUGAAAGAACAAUUGAUGUAGAGUCAUGGAAAUAUAUAAUUGGUGCUCUUCACAAAUUUAUACAGCAUGUAAAGCGAUUUCCUGCCAAAAUAAAAAGUGAUAAAAAAGUUCAAACUGAAUCUGAAGAGUUGCCUGUGAAGAUUCAAAAUGUACAACAGGAUCUUUUGCAUCAUGAAACAGAACAUCCACUAAAGUAUGGGGAAGAUACUUUUAGCUUUAAAGUAAAAGAUGAAUAUUUUUCAUCUAAGGGGGAAAGUAUUAAAAAUGAUGUUCAUGUGAAUGAGGAAAAAAGAGAUCACUUGCGAAAGAUCUGGAAGGUCACAAGAAUAGAUCAGAAGGAGAUUCGUCAGAUGAAGAGCAGAGGUCAGGAGAUAAGACACAAUUUGGAAAAACGAUUAAAAUUGGUCAAUCAAUUUGUUAAAAGAACUGUGUUACAAAAAGAAAAGACAAUUUUAGAGGACUCAGUGUGGGUACAAAACCAAAGUACAGAACCUUUAACUCAAAGUGACAGUUUUAAAAACAGUGAGAUACCUAUUUCUAAGUAUAUGGAGCUCCACCACCUUAAAGCUACUGUGCUAAAAGAAAUUGAGAAUCUCCACACUAAAGGAAAAUCUCCAAACACCAUGACCAGCGAGAAAGGAAACCAGACUGCUCAGGUUGACAUGACCGCAGUCAGUGAGCAGAUUACAGGAGUAGAUGGAGGGAGUCAUUCAGAAACAUCAAAAGGACUCCUCUGUCAGCUUCGUCAUUAUUGCUCUCGUUGUUGCUGUCUUUGUUGUUCCUGUCAAAAGAGAAUGUGCCCGAAUGAAAAAUAAGAGGCAACUUCUUAACAUUACUAUUGUUCAUGUUUAUUCUGCCCGUUUGUUUUUGAAGCAGCUUUUCAAUGAUCAGUAAACCUACAGCAACCUUUUAGUGUUAGCGUCCAAGCCUCUUGGGACCGGAAAGUAAUGUUUGCAGCAAAUCCCUGAAAAACACAAUGCUAAAAUUGUCAUUUUAAUGAUAUAUUUGCAACAGAAAACCUUAUAAAGUUUAUAAAAAGUUUUGUUUCAUUUGUGUUUGCACUGCUUUCUAUGUUUUUUGCAUUUUGUUUAGCAACUUACUAUCUUGAUUUUUUAAUGGGCAAAUGAAGCCAUUAUUUUUAGUUUGUGUUGUUGUUGUUUGAUUUCCAUUCAAAUCUAAUUUAAAAUA
Molecule: messenger RNA, 8218 nt
Organism: Oryzias latipes (Japanese medaka)
Lineage: Eukaryota; Metazoa; Chordata; Actinopteri; Beloniformes; Adrianichthyidae
Source: RefSeq, a predicted model, not a curated record